CGCGCGCGCGCUCUCUCGACACACCGAUCGAUCAUGGCGUCUCUCACGCAAUCCGCCGUUUUCGGCAAGAAGUUCACGACCGUGAAGGCGUCCACGAAGCGCGCCACCAAGACCACGGUCGCUCGCGCGUCGAUGAACGACUUCGCGGAGAAGGUGUCCAAGGCGUCCGUCGCGCUCGGCGUCGCCGGUGCCGUGCUCGCGCAGUCUGCGGGUGCUGUCACGUACGACGAACUCCAAGGCUUGACGUACUUGCAAGUCAAGGGUACUGGCUUGGCGAACACGUGCCCGGUCGUCGAAGGUGGUGUGUCCGGCAAGGAAAUCAAGGCUGGUGACUACGCCCUCGAGCGAUUCUGCAUGGAACCGACCUCGUUCACGGUGAAGGAAGAGUCGCAAUUCAAGCAAGGCGAAUCCGAGUUCUCGAAGACGCGCUUGAUGACGCGCUUGACGUACACCCUCGACGGCAUGACUGGCUCCUUCAAGGUUGGCUCCGAUGGCUCCGUCAACGUCCAAGAGAACGAUGGCCUCGACUACGCCCCGGUCACCGUGCAAUUGCCGGGUGGCGAGCGCGUGCCGUUCUUGUUCACGCUCAAGGAGUUCACUGGCAAGGGUAACACGUCCCAGUUCGGCGGCGACUUCGUCGUCCCGUCUUACCGUGGUUCUUCUUUCCUCGACCCGAAGGGCCGUGGUGGUUCCACUGGUUACGACAACGCCGUCGCCCUCCCGGCGCGCGCUGACUCCGAGGAACUCCAAAAGGAGAACCAAAAGAACACCGCCGCGCUCAAGGGCUCCGCCGUGUUCAACGUCGCCAAGUACGACCCGGCCACCGGUGAAAUCGCCGGCGUUUUCGAGUCCAUCCAGCCGUCUGACACUGAUCUUGGCGCCAAGGUGCCGAAGGAUGUUAAGAUCACCGGCCUUUGGUAUGCCAACCUUGGCAGCAAGUAGACGACAGGAUUACGCUGUAUGAGCUGCGCGAUGGCGAUUUAGUGACGUUGUGCGCGUCACGCUGUAUGCGAACCGAGUAGUCAAUUUGGUGACGUACGAAAUAGAGUACCUUAGAAUGUGUCGAUGAUCCGUGACGGGCGGUGUCGCGUCAGCGAUUCCACACGCCGCGAUUAUUUCGGCGCUUGCGAAACCUGAUUUCUCCGCAAAGAUAUGUAACGAACAGAGUUUCAACUUCCAC
This is a messenger RNA of Ostreococcus lucimarinus CCE9901, 1180 nucleotides long. RefSeq names its product psbO, PSII-O, OEE1, photosystem II polypeptide, oxygen evolving enhancer 1 (gene psbO). Gene Ontology annotation, biological process: photosystem II assembly; photosystem II stabilization. Gene Ontology annotation, molecular function: oxygen evolving activity. The transcript has 3 exons. The record is from RefSeq and is a predicted model, not a curated record. NCBI's taxonomy places the organism in Eukaryota, Viridiplantae, Chlorophyta, Mamiellophyceae, Mamiellales, Bathycoccaceae. Gene Ontology annotation, cellular component: photosystem II oxygen evolving complex. The coding region runs from base 34 to 942 and encodes 302 amino acids.